UAAUAUGUAAUAAUUAUGAAAUAUAAUUUCAUAUUUCGUGUCACGAGAAAGAUGAAUUGAGCCAUAAAGAUCGUACUUCAAACGCCUUCACAGUUUGAUAACCCACAGGUGUUUGCAUAUAUAAUAAUAAGCACAAUAGCUACCAUUUGUUGUGUAUUUCAUGCCUUACGGGCAUACCAUACAGACAACCCGUCGUUGGCUCGGUUCGAAUCUUGAGGUGUCGCUUUCUGAUGGUCUAUUUUUAACGAAAGGCGUCCCAAGCCAGUCAGCAAGCAGGCGCUGUAUAGGCGACGGUUUGGGCACUAUUAUAAAGCCGUGUCUGCCGGCCGUGUUUGUAAUUCAUUGCAUAUAAGUGCGGAUCUCGCUGAUCAAGCUCGAUGAUCUCGAACGGAUCUUCAUGGUGAAGAGAAGGGCACGAGGUGGAUUCUCUCGAUAGUACCAGUGGUAAACCCGUAUAGAAGUUAUUGAAAGGCCUCCGCUGCUACGGAAGUGACACUUCUCUCACCAACACGAUUGAUCCGUUCCGGAGACCCGUUCACGUAUGUAGGCGAAGCGAUCGCAAUAUCGAUAUAUAAUCCGUGUUUGGACAAUGACCUUCCUUUCGGGAAAAAUCUUUUUGCAUACUGCUGGAGUUGCGAUCUGCUGAAGACUCACAAAAAUUCACUCAGGACGCUCAAUAUAAAAAUAAAUUUCAUUUUUCUCUCUCUCUCUCUCUCUCUCUCUCUCUCCCCCUUUCGUUCUUUAUUACUCUUUUUUCUCGUUUAUAUUUUAUCAAUGAAUCGGCCGCAGUUAUUAGCUGCUGCGAGUUGCAGCAGCGGGUGGUGGCACGAUAGCAGCGGCAAUGACUCCUUCUGGUACAUUGCCUCUCGUGUUUGAACGGAUGGUGUGUGCCAGAGAACGUUUUGCAAGAUGCGAGAUUCAUUUCCCGCGGCGAGGGAGCCUUCGUCGGCGAGUUUAGGCGGACUCUGAUCACCUCCGGCAAAGUGUGUAGGCCAGGGUGUCGCGCAUUACGUAAAUAAAGCCGUGGGAAAAAUAAAUCGCGGAUAAAGAAGGAAAACAAAGUAUAAGUGAAGAAGGGAGACGACUCUACUUUCUGUGUGCAUGCACGUCGCGAUGAGGAGAGCAUCGUUUGAUAAACACGUUAACACCAAGCGCAACAUUCUGAGCAAUACCUCGUAUGGGCUCAUCAAGGAUGCGGAAUACAAGUCCAGCGUGAAAUACAGUGGCUGUCUACAAGAGAAGAAUUAUCUACAACGUAGCAUAUCAGCGGACAAUGUUGUAAUACGUUCACGCGGUUACAAACCAUCCGAUAGACACGAUCCGGUUAAAAGGAACUUCCUCGAGAAUCUUACAUCAAGAAUAUUGCACUUCGGCAUGGAAGGAAGCGAGACUACUCCGAUAAAUUUGCAAAAACUACUCACCCCGGCAUCAGAUUCUCAAGAACCACUGCAAUUAAAAAAUAAAAAAAUGUUUGCGUCUUCGUAUUUUUAUGCACCAACGCAUCCUACAGUCGAGGAUCAGGUUGAACUUGCACGUCGAAUUUCACAUUCACUCAGCGAUGUGAAAAAUGUGAAAAGUAAAGGACAAACCAUGUACGUGAAUAGGAAAAAACGAUCUGUUAAAUGGAUCCAUGAUGGUAAUGGUAUUGAGGAUGAAGAGGAAUUAACGACGACGAUUCAUAAGGAAAAGCUACCUCUCAAAUGUGUAAUGAAUCCGUGCGGAAAGGUACUGGACAUUCACGGCAUUCAAGCAUUGGGUGAAGAAGUCAAUAUUGCGCCGGUACCGAAAAAUCCGGAAAAGCUUUUCGAUAUUGUCCGUGAUUUAAAUAAUCAAAGAGGUCGUGGUGCCGAGAUAUUUGCGAAACGUAGGAAAAGAUCUGAAAAAUGGGUGGUGGACCAAGAACAACCACAGACACCCAAUACGCCUGUCACACCGAAGACGCCAACGUAUCCAGACAAAUUAGAAAUUAACGGUAACACAAAAUUUAUGACGCCUUCUUCGUUGACAUCUCGCACGCCGGUUUCCAGCAUUGAUAAACCAUUUUAUAAUCCUUUUACAAUGGAUAUCUCUCUUGACACCACAAAUAUCCCGAUAACAGACAAGCACUGUAAUGCUAACCGAUGCAGCCAUUCAAACGAGAUAAAAAAGAUUUAUCUACGAGAAAUUGCAGUGGGCACAGAUUCCGAUUUUUGUCCUGACCAUUGUCAAUCACCCAUCGUUGAAAAAUCCCGUCGUAUCGUUUUCGAUUCUACUAACAAUCGACGCACUAACAUGGCCAAUAAGUAUGUCGCAAGUAACAAUAAUAGAUAUAUUAAUAACAAUUAUCAAUCGCCGAGAAAAUCUGAUAUUUGCAUGCGAAAUUACAAUGGCAAAGACAUAAGGAUUCAACAGCGUUUCGAUAACAAGUUCAACGAUAACAUGAUUGACAAUAAGUUCGGAAAUAAGCAACAGAACGACAGACAGAUGCAGAAUGACAACGAGGAAAGCGGAUACACUCCUGUGCCAGUGAAGCAAUUGAUACAAGAAUUCGAGAAAACCUGUAGACCAGUUCUGCAAUAUAAGCAAAUCAGUCCAAAGAUUAUUCCAAUCGUACAGCAGUGCCCGUUGGAUAAUGGCAUAGCACGUUUCUUCGAGACGAAAAAUCCUGUCAAGUAUAACGAGAAAGAGAAAUACUUACGUGCACAUGGUAACUACGAAGGAUCUGCAACACUGCAGUCCCAAUGCAAUAAUCGAAUGUAUGACACAUGUGGAAGCUACAAAAAGAAGCUGCAGUCCCAAUACAAUAGUCAAUUAUGCAAAACACGCGAAAACUACGAAGGAUCAACGAAACUACAGUCCCGAUGCAACGGUUACGUUUCCACUGAUGAGAGUGAAUAUACAACGGAUGACACCGACUCCGAAGAUUGUCGGAUUGACUUGGGAUCUAUAGAUCGCGGCAAUUCAGCACCGUCUGCUUUAUUGAACUGCUGCGACAGCAGCGAGUACUCAAUCGCAUUCGAGGACGAGUACAUGGAUACUCGACGUCAUUCGAUCACCUCACAAGAGUUAGAAGCCCUUUAUGCCAACGACACGGCCACAAGAUUCGUCAAUGCCGAGGCUGAAAUGCCUCCUGAAGCAAAGUCAUUGAUGCUCUCGAUGAUCACCUCACAGGAGAAUAUACUCGAAACUAAGAAACAUUUGCGUAACACGCCAGUUUUGGAUAAUCUUUUAGGCACCACUACUCCAGAAUGUAAACUUAAUGACGUUAACCCAGAAUUAGGGAACAAAUUGUACGAGAAUAAUAACUAUACUGGACCAAAAUUAGCCAACCUGCACAAUCUGACAAAUUACAAUACAGCACCGCGUGGAUGGAAUCAAUCAUUCACGUUUUAUCGGCCUAUUAAAUUCGAGAAACCGCAAGAGAUUAUGUAUUCUGAUUUUUAGGCAUACACUAUAAUAAAUUUUAUAAUUAUAACCCUUUUACAUAUCGGUACUGAAAGAUCAAUCGUAAAUCUAAUUCCUCUGAGGCAUCGACAAGAAUUAAUAGAAUAUACUUUCCGCACUGUUGCGUUAAUUUUUACUAGCACCAUGAUUUAAACCUACGAACCAUUCAAAUAUUUUCACCAUGAAUAAACAUAUCGCGAUAUGAUUGCGCCGUAUCCGCGGCAUGUUUAAAGUUUGCUUUGGUGUACCUCUAUCUCUUCUAUCCCUUAUUGAGAUAUUUAACUUUGUUCAUGCUUUGA
Messenger RNA from Cyphomyrmex costatus, 3722 nucleotides. RefSeq lists its product as uncharacterized. Lineage: Eukaryota; Metazoa; Arthropoda; Insecta; Hymenoptera; Formicidae. The record is from RefSeq and is a predicted model, not a curated record. The transcript has 12 exons. Gene Ontology annotation, biological process: positive regulation of actin filament bundle assembly. Gene Ontology annotation, molecular function: actin binding. Gene Ontology annotation, cellular component: actin cytoskeleton; Z disc; nucleus. Bases 1102 to 3423 code for a protein of 773 amino acids.